Entamoeba dispar SAW760 is the source of this 777-nucleotide messenger RNA. RefSeq lists its product as uncharacterized. The transcript is spliced from 3 exons. The record is from RefSeq and is a predicted model, not a curated record. NCBI's taxonomy places the organism in Eukaryota, Evosea, Mastigamoebida, Endamoebidae. The coding region runs from base 1 to 777 and encodes 258 amino acids.
AUGUUUGCAUCAGAAUUGAUGGUUCUAAAAGAAAUAGAAUAUGAAAAAAGAAUUGAAAUAUUUAAGAACUAUAUUCACAUUGAUAUUAAAAUUCAUGAUUCAAACAUUAAAAAUGAUGUUAUUACUACUAUUAGGAAAUUAACAAUAAUUUUAUUUCUUCUUAUUCAUACAAAAUCUACAAAAAUAAAUAAAAAUAAUAUAAAAAUUGUAUUCUAUUGUAAUCAUUCAGGAAAAACAAAAGAAACAUAUUAUUUCUUUGUUGUAUCAAAAAUUUGUACUUUGUUAAAAUCUGAGAAACAUUUAAUUCAAAAAACUAAUAAUGAAAUAAUAAAAUUUCUUGUAAAUCAUCCUCAUAUUCAAAUUCACCUUAGAAAAUUUAGACAAAUUCAGAGAGAAGAAGAUAGAAAUCAAAUAUUUGAAAAUAUAUUUCUUUCAGAUUCAUUUUUUGAAAAUGAUUCAUUUAUUAAAUUAACAAAUACUUUCACUAAUGGUUAUAUUCAUUCGAUAUUAUUCAUUCAUAACAAAGUGAAUCAAAUGGAAUAUAGUAAAAGAAAAUGGUAUGUUGAUGAUACUGCUAAAACAAAUAUAUAUAAUAAAAAUUUAUAUGUUGUUAUUGUAAAAGAUGAUAAUUCUUUUAACCAACUUCUUUCAUUUCGAUAUUUAUUUGAUCAAUCUGAAAUUUCAUAUAAACUAUUUUUUCAUCAACUUUAUAAUAUUUUAAAUUAUGGACAUGAAAUCAUUAAAUCAUAUAGAAAGAUCAUUGAUAAAAUAUUUUAA